Vicia faba (fava bean) is the source of this 657-nucleotide messenger RNA. NCBI's taxonomy places the organism in Eukaryota, Viridiplantae, Streptophyta, Magnoliopsida, Fabales, Fabaceae. The record is from the annotation of a GenBank genome assembly.
AUGAAGGUUAUCUUCAGAUUUCAAGAUGUUGUUGAAAUCUUGAAUAAUGGAGUAUCAGAACUGGAAACAAAUGCGACGGAAGUCCAGAAAACUGCGUACAAAGAUCAAAGGAAGAAAGACGGUAAAACCUUGUUCUUGAUUCAUCAGUGUGUGAAUUCUGAUGUAUUUGAGAAGAUAAUUGAAGAAGAAACAGCAAAAGGAGCUUGGGAAAAGCUAAAGAACUUGUAUGGUGGAGAUGAGAAAUUGAAGAAGGUGAAGUUGCAGACGCUAAUGAAGCAAUACGAAAUGCUUCAAAUGAAAGAAGAUGAAUCAAUUGAUGCAUAUUUUUCAAGAAUUGUGACACUAACAAACCAGAAGAAGGCAUGUGGUGAAUCGGUUACAGAUCUGCAGAAGAUUGAGAAAGUGUUAAGAUCUUUAACUCUGGAUUUUGACUACAUAGUAGUGACAAUUGAAGAGUCCAAGACUCUAUCUAAGAUGAAGUUGGAAGAACUUCAAGUUUCAUUAGAGGCUCAUGAGAUGAGGUUGAAGCAGAGAAACUCAGAAAGAGAAAAAGUGGCUGAACAGGCAUUGCAAUCAAGAUUCAGCAAGAAAGCUGGAAAAGAGAAGUCGAAGCAGCGAAAGAAUCUUGCUAGUGAUGAAGUCAAGCAAGAACACUGA